UCAAAUGUAAAUGGCAGCUAAACAGGUAAUGGUUCGAUUAAGAACGAUGGCAUGCUGGCUGAAAAAGGAGAGCUGAAAGCACAGAAUAAAAAUCUAUACGUGGCGUCAUUGGUUGCUCAGCUUGGUUCGUUUAUGAUGGGCUACACCCUAGCAUACACAUCCCCUGCUAUACCAGACAUGGAAGACAGAGGAGUGUUGAAGACGACUGAUCAAAUAUCAUGGUUUGGUUCAUUAAUGGCUAUAGGGGCGAUAUUCGGUGGCCCGAUUGCUGGCUUUUUUGUUGGUAAUUAUGGCCGAAAAGUGGCUAUGAUGAUGUGCUUUCUGCCAUUUGUGGUUGGCUAUGGCCUAAUAUCAUCUCUGGACAACAUCGCAACACUGUACUUUGGCCGCAUACUGACCGACGUUGGAGCGGGAAUGGUUUCUUUCUCUACCCCCGUAUACAUAGCGGAGUUAUCGAGUCUUGAUUUACGAGGAAUGUUAGUAGGUGUCUCUCAUCCGUUUAUAGGUGGUGGGAUGCUUCCCGUGAAUGCUUUGGGUUGUGAUGACGGAAGCCUGGGUGUUCUGGUUCUUUGGGGUGUUUGUUUUCUCAGUACCAUUUUUGUUGCUCUUUGUGUUCCCGAAACGAAAGGAAAGUCAUUGGAGGAAAUAACAAAGGAUUUCAACCGCUACAAUAGGCAUUUGUGAUAUUUGUACUGCAGUUGAUACAAAAUUGUUAUUCUGCGGUCGGUCAUGGUUUAGGCCUAUUUGUUAGGUGAUGAUAAUAAUAAUAACAACAUCCGAUUUGUACAUUAAGCAUGGUUUAAUGGUUGUAGUAGCUAAUUGUAUUUUUUAUUGUACUGCCUCAUUAUAGAGAAUAAUGAUGACGAUAAUGAUAAUGAUAAUAAUAAUAAUAAUAAUGGCGACAAUAAUAACAAUGAUAAUGAUGAUUAUAACGAUUACGAUAAUAAUGGUGAUUAGGGCCUACUAUGAUAAUGAUUAUUAUGAUGGUAAUGACGAUGGUAUAGUGGCAGUAAAAUAUGGACACCCCUUUAACAAUAAUUUUAACAAUAAUUAAAAUUAACAUACAAACAUAGGAUUUUUUUUAUCUGUUUCAAUUUGCAUUGAUGCAUUUUAUUUGUACCAUUUUGUUUAUUGUUUUUUGUUUCUUCUUAUCACAGCAAAUGAAGUUGCUUCAUUUAUGUGUUGCUGCUGAUUUUUUUUUUAA
Messenger RNA from Anneissia japonica, 1204 nucleotides. Its product is annotated as solute carrier family 2, facilitated glucose transporter member 8-like. Gene Ontology annotation, molecular function: transmembrane transporter activity. The transcript has 5 exons. NCBI's taxonomy places the organism in Eukaryota, Metazoa, Echinodermata, Crinoidea, Comatulida, Comatulidae. Gene Ontology annotation, cellular component: membrane. Bases 52 to 684 code for a protein of 210 amino acids. The record is from RefSeq and is a predicted model, not a curated record. Gene Ontology annotation, biological process: transmembrane transport.